AUGGCUAUGGCGGCGGGCGGGCCCAACUCCGGCGCGAAGGUGGUCAGCCUGCGCCUGCAGUACUACUGCGUGUUCGCGGCGGUGGGCGUGGCGGUCAUCGUGCUCUCGCUCACGUUCCUGUCCCCGUCCGCCAUGGGCGCCGUCCGCCAGAACCUCGGCACCGUCGUGGCCGUGGCCACGAAUUCCAGCAGCGGUGACGGUGCGGUGCGGGUGGUAGGAGGUGGAGAGGCCGUGGCGGCGGUGGCUGCGGCCAAGCCGGAGCCGGAGAAGGAGAAGCGGAAGCAGAAGAAGGCGGAGCCGCCGGUGGUGCUGUUCAAUUUCGGCGACUCGAACUCGGACACCGGCGGCGUGGCGGCGGCCGGGGGCAUCCACAUCAUGCCGCCGGAGGGGCGCACCUACUUCCGCCGCCCCACCGGCCGCCUCUCCGACGGUCGCGUCAUCAUCGACUUCAUCUGCGCGAGUCUGAAGACGCAUGAGCUGAACCCAUACCUGAAGGCAGUGGGCUCCGACUACAGCAACGGCGUCAACUUCGCCAUGGCCGGCUCCACGGUGUCCCACGGCGUCUCCCCCUACUCCCUCAAUGUCCAGGUCGACCAGUUCGUCUACUUCAAGCGCAGAUCCCUGGAGCUCAUCGAGCUAGGACUGAAGGGCCCGGUGAACAAGGAGGGCUUCGAGAACGCGCUCUACAUGAUGGACGUCGGCCACAACGACGUCGCCGGCGUGAUGCACACGCCGUCCGAUCAGUGGGACAAGAAGUUCAGUGACCUCUGCGACGAGGUGCGGCUGCGCCUCAAGGACGCCACCGUCGUCUACACCGACAUGUUCGCCAUCAAGUACGGCUUCGUCGCCAACCACACCAAAUAUGGGAUCGAGUGGCCAUUGAUGGUGUGCUGCGGAAACGGCGGCCCGCCUUACAACUUCAUGCCGGGGAAGUUCGGCUGCGGCGAUCUCUGCGGGCCAGAGGAGAAGGUGCUGAGCUGGGACGGCGUGCAUUUCACCGAUUUCGGCAGCGGCCUCGCCGCCAAGCAUGCCAUGAGCGGCGAGUACUCCAAGCCCAGAGUAAAGCUGGCGAGCUUGCUCAAUGGUGGCUCCAAGAAACCAUCAUCGGUGUCUUGA
Molecule: messenger RNA, 1116 nt
Organism: Triticum turgidum subsp. durum (durum wheat)
Lineage: Eukaryota; Viridiplantae; Streptophyta; Magnoliopsida; Poales; Poaceae
Source: the annotation of a GenBank genome assembly